AUGUUCGACCAAGCCGAUGAGAUUGCCAAGGAAAUCGACUCGCCCCUGGUCGAGCCGACGCUGCUGCUCCAGCGGCGGGUUCCAGCGACGGACCUAUCGCUGCUGGGCCGCGACAACAGGCUGCCGGCAGGCACCCCAUCCAAGCGGAGGGAAAAGGCUGUGAUUGUGGUUCUUUGCCGCAACAAGGAUCUCGACGACAUUCGCCGGACGAUUCGCGAGUUUGAGGACCGGUUCAACCGCCGGUACCUCUAUCCGUACGUCUUUAUCAACGACCAGCCCUUCACCUCCAAGUUCAUGGACUUUGUCUCCCGCUCGACGAUGGCGCAGACCGAGUUUUAUCUGAUUGACGAGGGCACCUGGGAAGUGCCUGGAUGGAUCAACCAGACGGCCGCAGAUAUGGCGCGCGCCAAGAUGGAGAAAGACGGCAUCAUCUACGGAGGCAACCUGAACUACCGUCACAUGUGCCGAUGGUACUCGGGAUGGUUCUUCCGGCACCCCGCUCUGGCCAAGUACGACUGGUAUUGGCGAAUCGAGCCGGGGGUGCACUUUUACUGCGACAUCAACUACGACCCGUUCGUGUACAUGGCCGAUAACAACAAGCACUAUGGCUUUGUUAUCAAUCUGCUCGAGAUCCGUGAGACCAUCCCGUCGCUGUGGCCGAUGGUCCAGCUGUUUGCACUCAAGAAGGGGAUCGAUACGAGCCCGCUGCUCAAGUUCUUUGUCAAUGAGAAGGGCGAGUACAACGGAUGCCACUUUUGGAGCAACUUUGAGAUUGCCCGGAUGGACCUGUGGCGCGAUCCUCUCUAUCUCGAGUUCUUUGACUUUCUCGACAAGUGGGGCGGCUUCUACUACGAGAGAUGGGGAGAUGCACCCGUCCACAGCAUUUAUGUGGGCCUGACACUGCGCAAGGAAAACGUACACUUUUUCAACGACAUUGGCUACAAGCACGAGAGCUUUGGCCGAUGCAUCGACGAGGGCGACCUCGAGUACAUCUGCCACUGCCCCAAGAGCGAGAAGAACUUUGAUGUUUCGGGAGGCAGCUGCCUCGGUGCGUGGCUGGCGUACCAGGAGGUCGAUUGGGGCGUCCGAACCUGCUGGGAGUGCGAGUUGACGACGGCGUAUGUCAAGAAUUCCUGA
Messenger RNA from Polychytrium aggregatum, 1137 nucleotides. RefSeq names its product nucleotide-diphospho-sugar transferase. Gene Ontology annotation, molecular function: alpha-1,2-mannosyltransferase activity. Bases 1 to 1137 code for a protein of 378 amino acids. NCBI's taxonomy places the organism in Eukaryota, Fungi, Chytridiomycota, Chytridiomycetes, Polychytriales. The record is from RefSeq and is a predicted model, not a curated record. The transcript has 3 exons. Gene Ontology annotation, biological process: protein N-linked glycosylation; cell wall mannoprotein biosynthetic process. Gene Ontology annotation, cellular component: Golgi apparatus; membrane.